This is a messenger RNA of Hippocampus zosterae (dwarf seahorse), 4395 nucleotides long. It is a transcript of the gene kdm2ba, whose product is annotated as lysine (K)-specific demethylase 2Ba. The transcript has 10 exons. The record is from RefSeq and is a predicted model, not a curated record. Bases 115 to 2451 code for a protein of 778 amino acids. Gene Ontology annotation, biological process: protein demethylation; regulation of transcription by RNA polymerase II. Lineage: Eukaryota; Metazoa; Chordata; Actinopteri; Syngnathiformes; Syngnathidae. Gene Ontology annotation, molecular function: transcription coregulator activity; DNA binding; zinc ion binding.
UGCUAUUCGGUGUGAUAGGAAGGAGGAGGGGCAGCGGGAGUGUGCUGUGUUCUCUCGAGUCUUGUUCAGCCAUGUUAGAUUUUUCUGCUUUUCACCAACGAUGAACGCGGAGCCAUGGCCUUGUCAUUGAGUGGAGACGAUGAGGAAUAUGAUUCAGACUCCGAACAGCAGCGUGCAGCCAAUCGUCCAAAGCCCAAGAUGGCAACACCUUCGGCUGUUAAACUACCAUCCAGUCGUAGCUCAUCAGGAGCCAGACGGAGGAGAACACGCUGCCGAAAGUGCGAGGCGUGCAUGCGGACAGAGUGUGGGGAGUGUCACUUUUGCAAGGACAUGAAGAAGUUUGGUGGUCCAGGCCGCAUGAAACAGUCUUGCAUUAUGAGGCAGUGCAUAGCACCUGUUUUGCCCCACACAGCUGUAUGCGUGGUGUGUAAGGAGGCUGGGAAGGAGGAUACACUGGAGGAAGAGGAAGACAAAUUCAACUUCAUGUUAAUGGAAUGUUCUAUCUGCAACGAAAUUGUCCAUCCCAACUGCCUCAAGGUGAGUGACGCUUCUGGCGUGGUGAACGACGAGCUGCCAAACUGCUGGGAAUGCCCUAAGUGCAACCAUGCUGGAAAGAGUGGAAAAGUAUUAAAGCAAAAAAGGGGUCCAGGGUUCAAGUACGCCUCCAACCUCCCUGGCUCUCUGCUGAGGGAACAGAAGUCUAUGAAGGAGGAGGGGGACACAUCUUCUUCAGUCAAGAGAAGACCUGACAGAGAGGAGACACCCAGGCAUCGACCCGAGGAGGCUCUUCACCGGCCGCCACCCAUGUUGUCCCCUGGUAGCGUUCCCCGACCCCGGCUCGAGGAUAAGCUGAGGAAGAAGAGGAAGCUCUUUGAUGAGGAGGAGGAAGAUGAUUUCAGAGGAAAGAAGCAGGAAAGAUCCGAAGAACCUUGUUUUUCAAAAAUAUUGCAGCAAAUUAAGAUGGAAGAGGAUGAUGCAUAUGAGGACGAUGAUGAUGAUGGAAGGGAGCUUCAUUUCCGGGGUUUUGUAGAGCGAAAUGGCCGUUUGGGUGGAGCGGAGGACCUGGCAGAUGACAGAGACUAUAAGAGUGAUCUUUUGAAUUCUUCCCUCAAAAUGCCUGUUGUGGACAGCGACCACUCCCACUGCAGCUCUCCGCAAGCCGGCCCAAGCAGCGAAGGCGGGAGCGAGACCCAGGAAAAAGGCCCUCGACCCAAAACUCGGCGCAAAAGGCGUUUACCUAACAAGGAGCUAAGCAGAGAGCUCAGCAAAGCACUGAACCAGGAAAUUCAGAAAACCGAGGACUGCCUGGCCAAUGAAAACCGCCAGCCUCUUAAGGUGGAGCCAGAGUCUGAAAACGAAGAACCCAAGAGGUUGUUCCACAACAGCAAUGACAUUGGCGAGCAGAGGCCCCACCUUAAGACCAAGGAGAUGAAUGGCACCCCCUGGGAACUGCGCCACUUCUACCCGAGUCAGAUCACUCCGCUGGGCUUCAACAGGAGCACACCAACCACCCGCCCGGUGCCUCCGCGCUCGCCGCCCAAGUGUGUCCAAAUGGAACGCCACGUCAUUAGGCCCCCGCCAAUAAGCCCGCCGCCCGAUAGACUACCUCUUAAAGAUGGCAAAAUGCAUGUCCUCCAGCGUGAGGUCUGGAUGAAGAUAUUCAACCACCUCACGCAUCAGGAACUAUGCUCCUGCAUGAGAGUGUCCAAGACCUGGAACAGAUGGUGCUGCGAUAAAAGACUCUGGACAAAGAUCGACCUGAACCGCUGCACGUCCAUCACGCCACUCAUGCUGAGCGGAAUCAUUCGGCGACAGCCACUCUCUCUGGACCUCAGCUGGACCAACAUUUCCAAGAAACAAUUAAGCUGGCUGAUUAACAGAUUGCCAGGUCUGCGAGUGUUAAAGCUAUCGGGGUGUUCGUGGGCGGCUGUAUCUGCACUCUGCACCUCCAGCUGCCCACUACUACGAACGCUGGACGUCCAGUGGGUGGAAGGGCUCAAGGACGCACAGAUGAGAGAUCUCCUGUCACCUCCCACAGACAACAGGCCGGGUCAACUGGAUAACCGCUGCAAAUUGCGAAAUGUGGAGGAUCUACGUCUGGCAGGCCUGGACAUCACUGACACAUCCCUACGGCUCAUCAUUCGCCAGAUGCCUCUGCUUUCCCGGCUGGACCUGAGCUACUGUAACCACGUCAACGACCAGUCAGUCAACCUGCUAACAGCGGCGGGGACCACCACUCGAGACUCACUCACAGAAAUCAACUUGUCAGUUUGUAACCGGGUCACCGAUCAUUCCCUGAACUUUUUCAAGCGUUGCGGGAGCAUCUGCCAGAUUGACCUUCGCUUCUGCAAGCAGGUGACCAAGGCGGGCUGCGAGAGGUUCCUCGCUGAAAUGUCUGUGAGCGUCCCGUUUAGACUGAAGGAAGAUAAAUUGCUGCAGAAGACCAGCUAGUUCAUAAGAAUCAAAUAGAUAGAAUGACAAUUUGCACUUAAUUGGGAUGUUUUUCUUUUUAUACUGGGCCUGCAGUAGAUCUCUUAAACCAGGGGUCCCCACCCGCUGGUCCGCGGACCGAUACCGGUCCGCAGGGCAUUUGGUACCGGACUGCACAGAAAGAACUUGCCUUAAUUCCGUUUUAUUUCGGAAUACGAAAAAUGUUUUAUUUUAAAAAAUUAUCGGAUUCUCCAUUACAUCUUCUGUGUCACGCUUGACUCACGUCGAACCACGCUUCUCCGUUACGUGACCGAUUACGCUAAAAACAAAACGUUGGAGGUCGCAAAAUGAGAUAAAAAACUGCUGGCGAUCGCAAAUGACUGCAGUCUCAAAAGUACGUUCGAGAAAACUGGAUUAAAGUUAUGGCUGAAUACUCUGAGAUCGCCACAAUAGCACUGUUGCUUUUUCUGACAUCCUACCUGUGUGAGGUGGAGGGUUUCUGCAGCAACGGCGACACUAAAACAAAAUUACGAAGUAGACUGGACAUAAACCACACACUUGAGGUGUCAUUGUCUAUUACGCCGAGAUGGGACCGUCUAGUCGCAGAAAAUCAAGCUCGGGGCUGUGGUGAGUCGUCAUUUUCAUGCACUUUCAAUUUGCGUUGUAUCGUAUUUUGAAGGCAUUAAACAUUACCAUAGCGAUCAGUGUUGCGGCCAGAUUAGACGCUCCUUGUGUUUAUUAUUAUAUUUCGAAAACACUACAGUUUUGAUGCAGCUCAUACCAUAUUUUGUUGUAUUAAUCCGCCACAUUUUAAAUGCCGGUCCCUGAAAAUAUUGUCUGACAUAAACCGGUCCUUGGGGCAAAAAAGGUUGGGGACCCCUGUCUUAAACGAUGUCACAAUUAAAAUAAUCAAAAGACUGAGGACCAGAGCAAGACAGAAAAAACUAGCAUGUGUUUGUGUUGAGAUCGUAGUUCUCUUAUAUAUAUAUAUAUAUAUAUAUAUAUAUAUAUAUAUAUAUAUAUAUAGUAAGCGGAAUCUGACUGUAUGUAUGUAUAUAUAUAUACACACACACACACACACACAGUGUAUGUGUAUAUAGUAUAUAAUAUAUAUAUAUUGUCCGUAACCGACAGUUCGGUUGUUUUGAUUUUGUUCCUUAAAUAUUUGAAAGCAGUAUUUUUAUACAAACAUGAGUUUACAGUCUGUCCACUCUUGCUUGGGAGCUAAAUUUCGGGGUACGGCAAUCCAGUGUGCCACUCCAACUUAGUGACAUUGUACAAAUUCUCUUCCUUACUCGGGCCUAAAAAUCUUUUUGACAUGGGGACACUUAAAAAUCACGUGAAACAUAAUUCAUUGUACAUACAAAUAUUGCUAUGCUAUAGUUCCUGGACAUCUCGGAUGUAUUUCAAUAAUGGAGUAAACAAAUGUCACACUCCUGCCUCAUUUUCAGCUUCAGUUACAAUUUUCUUUUUGUAACAGUUUGAGUGUUGUGGUUUAUGGGGUUCCCUGACAUUUAAGCAUUUAUUUAUUUUUUACUACAGCUUGUAUUUAUUUGUGUGCUGAACAACUGGUCUUCGGAAUAGCCAUCUGAAAGAGCUAGGUCAAAUGACAUUUGCAAAUAUUUUUGGACAAAGUUGUUAGGCUUCUUAAUAGUGGCUCUGGUUUAAUGGUCAAGCCAGUUGCAGGAAGCUGUCUGAACACAUUUAGCACUGAUUUCACUGAUGCAAUGAAAGCUACAUAUCUGGUUCUGCACACCGGUUCAAAUGAUCAAUUUAUCUACAUUACCUGUGUAAAUAACAUGUUUAAAUGGCGCAAUGCAGUUGAUGUUGUGUGUACAGUAUUUUGGGAUGUAUUGUGCUGUGAUUAACCUGCUAUCGCCUCAGGUGAAUGUGAUAAUGUUUAUAUUUGUAAAUUCAAAAGCUCAGUGCUAAGAUGCAUUAAAAGACUUCCAUUUGUACCAUGAA